Messenger RNA from Branchiostoma floridae (Florida lancelet), 2191 nucleotides. RefSeq names its product pancreatic lipase-related protein 2-like. Gene Ontology annotation, biological process: lipid metabolic process. NCBI's taxonomy places the organism in Eukaryota, Metazoa, Chordata, Leptocardii, Amphioxiformes, Branchiostomatidae. The transcript is spliced from 10 exons. Gene Ontology annotation, molecular function: carboxylic ester hydrolase activity; lipase activity. The record is from RefSeq and is a predicted model, not a curated record. Bases 126 to 1610 code for a protein of 494 amino acids.
AUAAGGACUUGGUAUGCUCCUGAUAGAGAACUAUCGUCUGUUCUGAGUGUCAGGUCCAGAGAUACUUCAGAACUCGCUCACAAGAGCUCACCAUCGUCCUACUUUCGUGAUCACGAAUUUUCAAAAUGUUUAUCAUUUCUUUAUUCACCUCCCUUCUGUACGUGUGCGUUUCAGGAAAAGAAGACAAAGUGUGUGACUCGGACUUGGGUUGUUUCCGGAUCCACGAGCCCUUCGUUCCCCGCCUGCCGACCUUGCCGAAGAAGAUUGACGUGAAGUUCAAACUGCACACACGGGACAAUCCUGACGAGCCUCAGCAUCUGUCCAUCUGGAACAUCGACAGCAUCCGGGACUCCUACUUCAACAGCUCUAGGCCCACAAAGUUUGUCGUUCAUGGUUUCCUGGACGACACGAAUGUGGACUGGAUAGAAGACAUGAAGAACGCCAUCUUGUUCCGUGAUGACGUCAACAUGUUCCUGGUGGACUGGAGCUCCAGCUCGCAGACGUUGGAUUACACCCAGGCGGCCGCUGACAUCAGGGUGGUGGGCGCCAAACUGGCCAGGUUCAUCAUCUUCCUACGGUUUUUGACCAGAGCAGAUGAGAAAGACAUGCACAUCAUCGGCCACAGUCUCGGUUCACAUGUGGCAGGCUACGCCGGGGAGAGGCUGAACGGGCGCCUUGGCAGAAUCACAGGCCUGGACCCAGCCUAUCCAUUCUUUGAGGACAAACCUCCAGAGGUACGUCUGGAUACUACGGACGCCAUCUUUGUUGACGUCAUCCACACCGAUGCAGAUGCCAAUCACAAACUAGGAUUUGGAAUGGACCAAGCCAUCGGCCAUCUUGAUUUCUACCCAAAUGGAGGCCAAGAGCAGCCAGGCUGUGGAAACGACCUGUUCGAUUAUAUGGCGGAUCAUGGAGUCAUUGCAGGCGGAACCAACUACGUCGUCUGCAACCACCAGCGGGCCAUCUGGCUGUUCAUCGAGUCCGUCAACUCGGACUGCACCUGGAAGUCGUACCCUUGCGGCAGCUGGAAGGACUUCAAGGACGGCAAGUGUCUCACCUGUGGCUCAACGGGAUGCUUCAAGAUGGGGUACGACGCCGACAAGAACGACCUUCCAACGGGAGCAAGAGUAGACCAAAGACUGUUCCUCACCACAUCAGACAGGGACCCCUACUGCCACGAAGAGAUUCAUCACGUCAAGGUUAACAUCGGCAAGAAUAAGGACGCUACGACUGAGGAGGCAGAGGAGAUGUUCGUAAAGCUGAAGGGCGAAGUGGCGCAGUCAGACUCUGUCAACGUCCUCAGUCACAGGAGCAACACAAAGAUCAAACCAGGAGACAGCUACGGCUUUGUCAUCGGAAGCAGACAGCCGCUUGGUGCCAUCAGGAGCAUGGACAUCCGCUGGGUCCCGCGCGAGGAAUCCUGGUACAUGGACUGGUACAGCUCCCUGAUGGGGUGGCUGAACGAAGAGCCGCCAUCUUGUGUCUUCCUGGAAAAGGUGGAAGUGUCGACAGCGGGAGAGAAGGAAUGUGAGAGGUUCGAGUUCAACUGCGGCGCUCAGGAGCUACUGUCCAAGCAGACUGAGACCAUACAAAUUGGAGCCUGUAAAUAAUAAAGAUACGAAGCUUGUUGAUAAUAAAGAAUAAAAUGUCAAUAUAUUACCAUCUACACGUGUAGAACUGCUGUACACUGAAGCCGAGUGGAAGCGUUGCCGUUUUCAUACCAUGUAUGCAAUUUUAUUCAUAUUCUAUUUUCACAUGUGUCCAAUUUGUAUAACAGAAGAAAUACACAUUUUGUAUAUGAUUUUACAAGAAAUAAUCUGUAAAGAAAAGUCACUUUUGUCCCAUAUGGAAACAUUUCAUGAUAUACUGAUGUUAUGACUUGAGAUGAUGGGAUCUUGGUCAAGUGAUGUCAUUGAUGUCAUUGUUCAACAGUUUCUGCAGAUCUUAUCAAUGGAUUUGCUGUGACAAUUCGAACCGUGGAAACUGCUUGACAACAGUGGUGCAUGUGUAACUCAUUGACCAGUGUUAUGUGUUGAUACUCUUAGAAGGGUGUCUUAAAUUUAUUGCACAUUUGAUAUUUGUUGAAAGAAAAUAUGAUUGAAGGUUCUGUACAUAUUUCAAAAAGAGAUGCAUGUUGGGUGAUGAUUUUGAAUAAAACAUAUUUUCUAUAAUAAAAUACUCUUCAUAUUGA